This is a messenger RNA of Nannospalax galili (Upper Galilee mountains blind mole rat), 1449 nucleotides long. RefSeq names its product G protein-coupled receptor 84 (gene Gpr84). Gene Ontology annotation, biological process: neuropeptide signaling pathway. Lineage: Eukaryota; Metazoa; Chordata; Mammalia; Rodentia; Spalacidae. The transcript is spliced from 2 exons. Gene Ontology annotation, cellular component: membrane. Gene Ontology annotation, molecular function: urotensin II receptor activity. Bases 73 to 1257 code for a protein of 394 amino acids. The record is from RefSeq and is a predicted model, not a curated record.
GCCUGCUCUUUGGGUGAGUUGGACUUCAUUCACUGAAGACAAGGGUUGAACCUGGGACCCUCAGCCUCCAUCAUGUGGAACGUCUCAGAUGUCAACUUCUCCUGCUACCACGAGUCUGUGCUGGGCUACCGUUACUUUGCAGUUAGCUGGGGGGUGGUGGUAGCUGUGACAGGAACCGUGGGCAACGUGCUCACCCUGCUGGCCUUGGCCAUCCAGCCCAAGCUCCGAACCCGCUUCAACCUGCUCAUUGCCAACCUCACCCUGGCAGAUCUGCUCUACUGCACGCUCCUGCAGCCCUUCUCCGUGGACACAUACCUCCACCUCCACUGGCGCACCGGCGCCACCUUUUGCAGAAUAUUCGGGCUCCUCCUCUUUGCUUCCAACUCGGUCUCCAUUCUCACCCUCUGCCUCAUCGCUCUGGGACGCUACCUCCUCAUUGCCCACCCCACGCUCUUUCCCCAGGUUUUCAGUGCCAAGGGGAUCGUGUUGGUGCUGGUGGGGACCUGGGUGGUGGGGAUAACCAGCUUUGUCCCCCUCUGGCGUGUUUUUGUUUUGGUGCCCGUGGUCUGCACCUGCAGCUUUGACCGCGUGCGAGGUCGGCCUUACACCACCGUUCUCAUGGGCAUCUACUUUGUGCUUGGGCUCAGUAGCGUGGGCAUCUUCUAUUGCCUCAUCCACCGCCAAGUGAAGCGAGCAGCUCGAGCGCUGGACCAGUACCGGCUGAGGCAGGCCAGCAUCUGCAACCACCACGUUACUGAGAUGGAUGAGGCCAUGCCUGGACACUUCAGGGAGCUAGACAGCGGGGUCGCAUCGAGAGGGCCCAGCGAAGGGAUCUCAUCUGAGCCAGUCAGUGCUGCGACCACGCAGACCUUGGAAGGGAACUCAUCAGAAAUAGGGGGCCAGGGCAACAGAAAGGCAGCUCAGCAGACGGCAGAAAAAGGACCUCCAGAAGAGCGUCCCAAGGCCCAGGCAGGAGCGCGCAGAGCCGCGGACUCCCCUUCAGAGUUCGGGAAGGUGACUCGCAUGUGUUUUGCUGUGUUCCUCUGCUUUGCGCUCAGCUACAUCCCUUUCCUGCUACUCAACAUUCUGGACGCCAGGGGCCGCGCUCCGCGGGUAAUCCACAUGGUGGCAGCCAACCUCACCUGGCUCAAUGGCUGCAUCAACCCAGUGCUCUACGCAGCCAUGAACCGCCAGUUCCGCCACGCAUACCGCUCCAUCCUGAAACGCGCGCCCCAGAGUUUCCGACGACUGCGUUAGAACUGGGAGCCCAGACCAGCACGGACUCUUCUGGAAUCUGGGUGGCUCCUGGAGGGAGAACAGGUGACCAUCAAUCCGUGGACAUUUUCACAGACAACCUCUGCUUUCCCCACACGGCUUCCCCAUUCAGGAAUUCAUAACUCAGCCCUGGGCCGCCCGUGGAAUGUCUGUUCAUUAUUAAUAAAUGCAUUA